This is a messenger RNA of Anopheles nili, 4512 nucleotides long. RefSeq lists its product as uncharacterized. The transcript is spliced from 14 exons. The record is from RefSeq and is a predicted model, not a curated record. Lineage: Eukaryota; Metazoa; Arthropoda; Insecta; Diptera; Culicidae. The coding region runs from base 1 to 4512 and encodes 1503 amino acids.
AUGUUCAGCUCAACUGGCACGGUUUGGGUGUUGGUGAUCACCUUCAAUCUAUUCUACGCUUCUGAAGUCACUGCGCUACGCUGCCUGAUAUGCAACUCGCACGAGCUGGGCUGUGAAGAAGCAUGGCCAAAGUACGCCCACGAUUGUCCACUGGAAAACGACAGCUGCUUCACAAGUGUAACGAACGGUACGCUGGUUCGGGGAUGCCUAUCGCAGCUGAAUGGCAACGAUGAGCUGUUGUUGAGGACGCACUGCCCACAGCAGGAAGGGCAUACCUGCAUUAGCUGCACCGAAAACGAGUGCAACAACGUGCUUUGGCUCAAAUGUGCUCACUGCGAUGACGACGUUGACCUGGAAAGCUGCACCGAUAAGGAGCGUGCCCUAUUAUGCCCACGGUAUCGAUCGUUGGAUCGAUGCUAUGAGAUCGCUGGAAGCGUUGAAGAAGUUGCAUCGAAGGGAUGUGAAUCGACGCUAAACGCAACGGGAAGUUCCUGCCAACGAUCCAACCACUGCCGAUUCGUCGAGAGUAGCGUGAGCAACUGCAGUUUGCAAAUAAACGUUCAAUCAGCGGUAUCACAGUGUCUGAGGUGUUCAUCGCGCGAGGAGUCAACGGCUGGAGAGUGUACAAAUGGCCAAACCGCGAUGGAAAACUGCCCUCAAGAGGAAGACGCUUGUUUCUCCCGACUUCAUGGAACCACCUUGGAAAGGAACUGCAUGUCUACACUCUCGCAGGAGGAACAGCUCGCUUGCGGAGGCUCUCAAGGUUCCUGCGUUAGCUGCACAGAACCAGGAUGCAACACACACCACCUACUAAAGUGCAUCCAGUGCCGGAAAAGCCUCGAGGUAGAGUGCACCGAUCCUGGCAUCAGUACCACGGUGAAAGCAUCCUUCUGCCCGGAGUUUCUUCCAGAGGCGCGUUGUUUCUCACGGUUGCUCACUUUAGACGACGAUCUGGAACGAGGCUGUAGCUCGGAAUCGGCGGCCAUUUGUGCUGAGAACAAACACUGUCUCGUGUGCGACACCGAUGGUUGUAACGUGGAGUCGGAAGCGUUUCUGUGGGAUGUCGCCAAGUGUUUGAGGUGUACGUCGGCUGAUGCUGAUGAAGGAGUUACUUGCGAGGAGGCCUCGAUCCAUCCGGAAGAAUGUGAUCAGCAGGAGGAUGAUUGUUACACGCGCGUUCACGAUGGCAAGCUGGAGAGGAACUGCUUGUCAACGCUACCGGAGGAGGAGGAUCGUCAAAAGUGUCGCGAUGAAGCGGAUGAUACCUGCAUCAGUUGCAAUUUCCACGAGUGUAAUCGUCACCCAUGGCAAAGUUGCUACCGUUGCUCGAGUAGUCAGGAUCCACGGUGUGCAAAACCGGCCGAGAGUGACCUGAAGUAUGAGUUUUGUGAUCGUUUCGCGUCACAAGGGCGAUGUUACGCUAAGAUCGUCGAUUUGGGUGUAGAGCGUGGUUGUGAGGCUGAUUUGGGUGUGGACGUGGAUGCUUGCGCUGGUAAUGCGAUGUGUUUCACGUGCCUUUCGGAUGGGUGUAAUGAUGUGGAUGAGAAUGCGCUGAGAAAUGUGGCUCGGUGUAUUCGCUGUAGCUCGGAUGUCGAUGGAGAAGCCUGCGAAAACGCGGAAAUCGAAGCUAGCUUCUGUGAUCAAGCAGAUGAUGUGUGCUAUACGAGGGUUACAGAAGGCAGUCUCGAGCGGGGAUGCGUUGCUGCCCUGGAUGAAGAAGAACAAGAGCUGUGUCGAGAUCAAGAGGAUGUCACCUGCAUAACAUGUCACGAACCAUCCUGCAACGAUCAAAACUGGCUGAAGUGUUUAGUGUGCAAAACUUCGGAAAACCCCGGCUGUGCAACACCAACAGAAGCCCCGAAUGAGGAUCUGUCAUUGUUUUGCUCGAAAACCAGUGAUCAAGGAUCAUGCUACUCGAGAAUUGCUCAGGAUGUUCUCGAAAGAGGCUGCUCUGUGGCACUGCUUAACCCAGCAGAAGCAUGCGUUGGGUUUGAAAAAUGCGAAACCUGCCUCACAAACAACUGUAACUUCCACACGGAAGAUUCUCUUACCGGUGGCAUAAAGUGCGUUCAAUGUAGCUCGAAAGAUGAGGAUACGGAUUGCAACGAGCACCUGGAACAGCCUUCACCAUGUCCAGAAAAGAAUGACAGAUGCUUUACUCGCGUUAAAGGUGACGAAUUGACCCGAAAUUGCCUCUCAACGCUUGAGGAUACGGAUCAACAAUCAUGCACAAACCCAUCCGACCGAUCCUGCACCGUAUGUGAUGGAUCAGACUGCAAUAGGGACCACUGGACGAAGUGCCAUCAAUGUGAUGGAUCCUCUUCAGUAACAUGCGGACACGAGCAGCCUGAUGAUGAUGCCCUAUUCUGUGAAUCGUACUCACCCACCGACAAGUGCUAUAUCAAACUCGAUCAUGAUCAACAUCUUUCCCGCGGUUGUUUGUCGGAUGCCUCCCCAGGAGUGGAUAUUUGUGCCGGGGCAGAUCUGUGCAUCACCUGCGAAGGAGACUCAUGCAAUAGGGCUCCUGAGACAUCCCUCCGACACGUCAAGUGCCAACAGUGCACAUCAACCGACCCAGAGUGUGUGCUGGGAACGAUUGUGAGCAAACAAUGUCCGCUGGAGGAUGAUCUCUGCUUCACAGCACUCAACAACGAUAAGCUGCUUGAGCGAGGUUGCCUGUCAACGUUAGAUGAUGAACGGCAGAAUAUCUGCAAGGACGAAUCGGAUCCAUCGUGCAUCGUCUGCUCAUCAGAAGGCUGUAAUGGGCUCCGGUGGCCAAGGUGUUAUCGCUGCCGUGGAUCACUAUCGGAUGAAUCAUGCGAUCAGAACCUCGUUCCGGAAAAGUUGGAAUUCUGCCCAACGUGCAGUGAACAGAGCAACUGUUAUGCGACAAUUGAAAACGAUGCAGUGAUCCGAGACUGCACCGAUGAGAUAACGUCCAUUUGCAACGGAAACAGUCGUUGUAUCACCUGCUCGCAAGAAGGAUGUAACGACGUUUCGAAGGAGGUUUUGAAUGCUGUUCACACCUGCCAUCGUUGCCGAUCAGACAUUGUAGACUGCGAUCAGCUGGAGGAUCACGGUCAGGAAUGCCCCAAUCGCGAAGAUCGUUGCUACACGCGGCUCGACGGCGAGUUGCGUCUUUCGAGAGGAUGCCUCAGUGAGAUCGACGCAAGUGACUGUGCGAGUGAUGAGCUGUGUUUGGUGUGUCCCGGAAAGGACUGCAAUAACGCCCCAUGGGGAAAGUGUUAUCAGUGCAGUAAUGCGACGAGUCCCGAUUGUUCACCCAAGCAAAAGGGGAAGGAACUUCUCAAGUACUGCCGGCAGAAUACGAUCACGGGGCGGUGUUUCGCUAAAAUCGAUGAAAUGGAAUUUACUCGAGGCUGUUCCACUGAUUUGGAGACGGAAUUGACGUGCCAGGAUCCGAAACAAUGCGUCAAAUGCGUUGGAGAUGCGUGCAAUCGCGAGUCCGCCAAGAGCUACUUCAACCCAGCGCACUGCUUGCGGUGUCAUUCGGACAGCGUCAUCGGUUGCUACGAAGGAACCAUAGCUCCGGUGGCCUGCGCCAAUCCAGAUGAUGAUUGUUUCUACCGACGAGCCUCAAAAAAGGCAAUCCAUCGUGGGUGUUUGUCAGAGCUCACAUCCACCGAUCAGUUUCUCUGCCACCUACCGACAAGUGUGGCCUGCCACACGUGUCCUGAAAACGGAUGCAAUACACAAACAUGGCGCCGGUGCUACCAAUGCAGCAGUCUGACGGAUCAAUCCUGUGCCGCACGUCAAACGGACUCGACGUAUUUGAGCUUGUGUACGAAAAUCGAUGACUAUUGCUUCGAGGAUCGAGACGGGGCGGAAAUUCGUCGAAACUGUGGAAAACACUUCUGCGACCACAAGAAAACCUGCGUCGAAUGUAAGACGGACGCGUGCAAUGGACGAUCUGCCAUCGAUCUGCUGCCCUCCCAAUGCCUUGUGUGUGAAUCGACCGAUCCGCUGUGUGCGAAUGGAUCACGUGUCGAUCAUUACUGCAACUAUCUCAACGAACCGUGCUUUGCGCUGGUGCGAAAUGAUGGUGUCCUUGAGCGAGGCUGUUUCUCGAAUCUGUACGAACCGUACAAAACCAAGUGCCUGGACCUUAACGAUCGUUCUUGUAUGGUGUGUAACGGAAACUCGUGUAAUCGCUUUCCCUGGCAGCAAUGCAUCCAGUGUCGAUCGCUGGAGAUUGGCCAAUACUGCUCGAGGGAGGCGAGUCCUUUGGAGUCACACUACUGCGGUCGCUACAGUCCGAAUGAUCGUUGCUACGCGAAGGAUAUCAAAGGGAUUGUAAUACGCGGAUGCGAAUCAGACUAUGACACACCAGUGGAUCCUUGUGCAGCUGUUGCUGGGAAGAACUGUUAUACCUGUGAAGCGGAUCAUUGUAACGUCAAAUCUCUGAACAGUGCCAAACGUGUGCUACACAAUGGCAUAGCACUGUACGUUACUAUAGCAACUGUGAUUGGUGUGCUACUAAAAUGGAACUAG